Molecule: messenger RNA, 2813 nt
Organism: Camelus dromedarius (Arabian camel)
Lineage: Eukaryota; Metazoa; Chordata; Mammalia; Artiodactyla; Camelidae
Gene: BIN1
Product: bridging integrator 1
Exons: 20
Coding region: 326-2269 (647 amino acids)
Biological process (GO): regulation of endocytosis
Cellular component (GO): plasma membrane; cytoplasm; synaptic vesicle
Molecular function (GO): tau protein binding; phospholipid binding
Source: RefSeq, a predicted model, not a curated record
CGCUCCCUCUUGGCCGGCCGAGCGGUUCCAAAGCCUGGAGUGGCCCUUUAAAAGGCAGUGUCUUGUCCGGAGGGGCGGGCGGGGGGCGCUGACCGCUGCUCGCUCGAGGCCCGGCCCCUCCUCCCCCUCCCCGCGUCCGUCCGUCCCUCCCUCGGUCCCCGCGUAGCUCGCUCGCUCGCCGGGCGCACGCUCCGCCUCCGUCAGUCGGCGCGGCUGUCUAGUGCGCGGCGUGGAGCCGGAGCCGGAGCCGGGGCCGGACGCGCGGCGGGGGCCGGGGCCGGGGGCUGGGAGAUCGGCGCCCGCCACCGGGCGAGCCUGAGCCGCGAUGGCCGAGAUGGGCAGCAAGGGGGUGACGGCUGGGAAGUUCGCCAGCAACGUGCAGAAGAAGCUCACUCGCGCGCAGGAAAAGGUCCUCCAGAAACUGGGGAAGGCGGAUGAGACAAAGGAUGAGCAGUUUGAACAGUGUGUCCAGAAUUUCAACAAGCAGCUGACUGAGGGCACCCGGCUGCAGAAGGAUCUCCGGACCUACCUGGCUUCAGUCAAAGCCAUGCACGAAGCCUCCAAGAAACUGAACGAGUGUCUGCAGGAGGUAUACGAGCCUGACUGGCCUGGCAGGGAUGAGGCGAACAAGAUCGCGGAGAACAACGACCUGCUCUGGAUGGAUUACCACCAGAAGUUGGUGGACCAGGCGCUGCUGACCAUGGACACGUACCUGGGUCAGUUUCCUGACAUCAAGUCACGCAUUGCCAAGCGCGGGCGGAAGCUAGUGGACUACGACAGUGCCCGGCACCAUUAUGAGUCCCUACAGACCGCCAAAAAGAAGGAUGAGGCCAAGAUUGCCAAGCCUGUCUCGCUGCUUGAGAAAGCCGCCCCCCAGUGGUGUCAAGGCAAACUGCAGGCUCACCUCGUAGCUCAAACUAACCUGCUCCGAAAUCAGGCCGAGGAGGAGCUCAUCAAAGCCCAGAAGGUGUUUGAGGAGAUGAAUGUGGAUCUGCAGGAGGAGCUGCCGUCCCUGUGGAACAGCCGUGUAGGUUUUUACGUCAACACGUUUCAGAGCAUCGCGGGCCUGGAGGAGAACUUCCACAAGGAGAUGAGUAAGCUCAACCAGAGCCUCAGCGAUGUGCUGCUCAGCCUGGAGAAACAGCACGGGAGCAACACCUUCACGAUCAAGGCCCAGCCCAGAAAGAAAACUAAACUGUUCUCCCGGCUGCGCAGAAAGAAGAACAGUGACAACGCCCCUGCGAAAGGGAACAAGAGCCCCUCGCCGCCACCCGAUGGCUCCCCUGCCGCCACCCCAGAGAUCAGAGUCAACCACGAGCCUGAGCCAGCCAGCAUGGCCAUGCCUGGGGCUGCCCUCCCCAAGUCCCCGUCUCAGCUCCGGAAAGGCCCACCAGUCCCUCCGCCUCCCAAACACACCCCGUCCAAGGAGGUCAAGCAGGAGCAGAUCCUCAGCCUGUUUGACGACACGUUUGUCCCUGAGAUCAGCGUGACCACCCCCUCCCAGUUUGAGGCCCCGGGGCCUUUCUCGGAGCAGGCCAGUCUGCUGGACCUGGACUUUGACCCCCUCCCGCCUGUGGCGAGCCCUGUGAAGGCGCCCACGCCCUCUGGUCAGUCAAUUCCGUGGGACCUCUGGGAGCCCACAGAGAGUCCAGCUGGCAGCCUGCCUUCCAGGGAGCCCAGCGCUGCCGAGGGCACCUUUGCUGUGGCCUGGCCCAGCCAGACGGCCGAGCCGGGGCCUGCCCAAGUAAGUGCCCCCACCAGCCCCUCACCUGCCCCUGCCUCUGGGGGUGUAGCAUGGAGGAGGAGCCCCGAGGAGGGGGCACAGGACGGACAGGACCACCGUGGGACUGAGGGUGAGCCAGCAGAGGCUUCGGAGGUGGCGGGGGGGACCCACCCUGCGGCUGGAGCCCAGGAGCCCGGGGAGACGGCAGCCAGUGAAGCAGCCUCCAGCUCGCUCCCGGCAGUGGUGGUGGAGACCUUCUCAGGCACUGUGAACGGCGCCGUGGAGGGCGGCAGUGGGGCCGGGCGCUUGGACCUGCCCCCAGGGUUCAUGUUCAAGGUGCAGGCCCAGCACGACUACACAGCCACCGACACGGACGAGCUGCAGCUCAAGGCUGGGGACGUGGUGCUGGUGAUCCCGUUUCAGAACCCAGAGGAGCAGGAUGAAGGCUGGCUCAUGGGUGUGAAGGAGAGCGACUGGAACCAGCACCGGGAGCUGGAGAAAUGCCGGGGUGUCUUCCCCGAGAACUUCACCGAGCGCGUGCAGUGAGGCCCGCGGGGGCGCGUGCAGAGCAACACCUUUUCCGGAAAAAUGUGUGUUUCUUUUUUUUUUGUUUGUUUUUGUUUUUCUUCCCCCUCGUUUUUGUUUUUAAACGUUUGAAAAGCAAAGGGAAAUGGAGGGGGAGAACUGAGCCGAGAGGUUCUUCUCCCAAAGACGAAGUGGUUUUUCCAAAGAGCCUGGUUCCGGCGAGCCCGGCGGCAUCACCAGUGUUCCAGAAGCUGCUGUGUCCCCUAGUUGAGUUCCUGGCCGCCUCCCUGCCUGUGCCCGUGGGUGUCGCCGUCGCUGCAAAAGUGCCUGGCCACCGGCAGGGCCUGGGGGGCCACCGCGCUUGCCUGAGGUUGGGCCGCGCCCCGGGCCGGGGUCCUCUGUUCCUGGCAGCUGCUGAGGGUGGGGUCCCAUCUCCCCAGAGACCAGCCUGGCCUGGACCCGCCCCGCAGACCGUCUGUGUGCUGUUUGAAAAAUAAAUCUUAGUGUUCACAACAACACAAAACAAACAAACAAAAAUACCCAAUGAAAGCUCUCAGGAAACGUG